This is a messenger RNA of Rhagoletis pomonella (apple maggot), 2149 nucleotides long. RefSeq lists its product as uncharacterized. The annotation marks the transcript as partial. Gene Ontology annotation, molecular function: aspartic-type endopeptidase activity. The record is from RefSeq and is a predicted model, not a curated record. Gene Ontology annotation, biological process: proteolysis. Lineage: Eukaryota; Metazoa; Arthropoda; Insecta; Diptera; Tephritidae. The transcript has a single exon.
AUGAAGACUCUCAUCAAACAACAAACUGGCGCAGCAAAUUUACUUGUAAAUUUUAUGUCAAAUUUACGCAAAACUGCUAAAAAUAGACAAACCAAAGGGUUUCUAACCGGCCGCCGAUCACUGCUUUGCCAGUAUUGGGAAAAAUACGUCAAAAUCUAUGACGAAGUCUCAAACGCUGCUGACGAUGCCAGCACUAUUGAGCUGGCACAGCCGGCUUUGGACGCGUACAACGAAAUCGAGCGCAUCUACACCGAAACAUUGGGGGAGCUGUACGAUAUGAUUGAGGCAACGAGCUCCCCUAUCAUUACGGAGUCACCAACAAUUCCUGCAACUGCUGCGUAUCCGGUUCAUAGCCUUCCACCAAUUAAACUACCACCUUUCGAUGGGUCAUUUUUGCGCUGGUACCCCUUCAAGGAUUUAUUCACGUCGAUCGUCAUCAAAAAUCGAAACUUGUCAGACACGCAGCGCUUGCAGUAUUUAAAGGACAGUCUCAUUGGCGAAGCGAAAAACUCACUGGAUAACAUUGCUACAACAGACGGUAACUUCACUGUCGCCUGGUGCUUGCUGGGGCGCAAAUUCGACAACAAACGCAUCAUUAUCAAUGCACAUCUAACCGAAAUUACAAAUUUGCAACCGAUACGAAGAGAAUCCGCCGCCAAUUUGCGAUCAUUGAUUGACAGUGUCACCGCAUCGUUACGUGCAUUAGAACAACUUGGUCGUCCGGUAGCUCACUGGGACGACUGGCUCAUCUACACUGUUGCACACAAGCUUGACAGUGCCUCUGUACGUGCGUGGGAGCUGUCUAUCUCCUCCAAUAACACACUUCCAACUUUCGAUGAUUUACGUAUUUUCAUCGAAAAUCAAACCAAAUCAUUGGAAGUCGUGCAAAGCUUCGCAGAUUCUAAACCAAGUAAUUUACAGUCGAAGGACACUACAACUACCAAAUCCAAACAACACGGUUUGAAAGGGUACCACACUACUGAAGCGAGUUGCCCUUGCUGUUCUAGCAAGCACUACAUCUUAUUUUGUACGGACUUUCGUAACCAAACGCCCCAGCAGCGAUACAAGACAGUACAGCAAGCAAGCCUGUGCAUGAACUGUUUGCGCUCUGGUCACAAAGCUCAUCAGUGCUCGUCAAAACGCCGUUGUCAAAAAUGCAAUUCGGCUCACCACACUAUGAUUCAUGAGUACUGCGCAAACAACCAACCGACUCCACCUGCGACCAUGAAAUCUUCGUCAGCAAGCAACCAAAGUCCUAUAUCCACAUACAACGCAUCCAUCACUCAGCAGACCUCUUCGGUUGUUCCUCUGGUGCUACUCGGAACAGCGUUAGUCGAGCUGCAUUCUAACACCGGUCACACCAUGGUACUACGCGCUUUGUUAGAUAGCGGAGCUGAAGCCACCUUUAUCAGUGAAUACGUAGUAUCCCAGCUUAAACUAUCGAAGUCGCCGCUGCGUAUUCCAUUAAAUGGAGCUAACGGUCAAAGGUUGGCUACAACCACUGGCUCGGUGGAGUUUUCGCUACGUUCAACUAUUUCCACUUUCGAAAUGCGCUGCACUGCUCUAGUAUUGCCACGCGUAGUAAACCUGAGUCCAUCUGUGAACUAUCAUCCUGAACACUUUAAGCCGUUUUGGGACCUUAAACUUGCCGAUCCUAAAUUCGCCAUAUCAGGAGCUAUCGACGUCAUUUUGAGUGCUGGUGACUACGCCACAAUCAUGCUCAACGAUAUCAAGCGUAGCCCCAACACUAAUGUCAUCGCACAAAAUACGCAAUUAGGAUGGGUUAUUUUCGGCAGCCUACCAGAACGAGGUAACUCAUCAAUGAAGGCCGCUUAUGACUCCUAUUGCACUAGACUGGAGCUAGAUGUACUUCUUCGUCGAUUCUGGGAGCAGGAAGAGGUAGCCGUGCAACAAACCUUAACUAAAGAUGAGAUAUUCUGCAACGAGUUCUUUGAAUCUACUACGCAACGCACUGAGACAGGUCGGUAUGUGGUACGACUCCCGGUCAAAAAUGAAUCGGGCCUUUCUCAACUUUCAUCAACACGAGAGGCUGCACUAUCGUUAUUAAGUACCAUGGAACGCCGUUUAAAUCGAGAUGCCUCAGUACGCAAACUAUACCACGACUUCAUGUCCGAAUACUACAAACUUG